Messenger RNA from Uranotaenia lowii, 3827 nucleotides. RefSeq names its product neuroendocrine protein 7B2-like. Gene Ontology annotation, biological process: regulation of hormone secretion; neuropeptide signaling pathway. The transcript is spliced from 3 exons. The record is from RefSeq and is a predicted model, not a curated record. The coding region runs from base 198 to 938 and encodes 246 amino acids. Gene Ontology annotation, cellular component: secretory granule. NCBI's taxonomy places the organism in Eukaryota, Metazoa, Arthropoda, Insecta, Diptera, Culicidae. Gene Ontology annotation, molecular function: enzyme regulator activity.
CUCCUGUUCGUUCCUCCAUCCCACAGUAAGCUCUAGCUUGUUUCAGUUAGCUGUUCCUGUUGAGUUAUUGCUUCAUGGAGGAUAAGAUUACUCUCAGUUUAACUUCGUUCUUUGAGUGAAUCACAGCCUGGACCUGAGUCUGCAAUAAAGCAGAAUCCAAUCAGGUGCACGGCUCACCCGGGUGAGCACCGUUGAGGAUGUAUUUGUUUCUGGUGUUGGCCACGCUGAUGGUCGCCAGCUCCCCUGGGGCACUGGGCUACCUUUCGGCGGGCUUGAAAGACCAGCUGCUGUCGGACGUGCUGAUGCGCGAGAUAGUCGACCGGAUGGGCAAGGACAUCGCUGAGGCGGCCGACUCGUACAUCGACCCAAUGGACGAAUUUCCCGGACGUCUGGCUCUGAUGGCUCGGGCCAACAAGGAUCUGGAAUCGGAGCAGUUCGAUUACGAUGCUUUGCUGGACGGAAAUCCGAAUCCAUCGCCGAGGGAUCAGGAAUAUCUGCAGCACAGCUCGCUUUGGGGGCACCAGUACGUUUCCGGAGGUGCCGGAGAGGGUCCGCAUCGUCCGAAACCACAAGUGAAAACCGAUGCUGGGUUGCCGGCUUAUUGCAAUCCGCCGAACCCGUGCCCGGUAGGAUACACCGAGGAUCAGGGAUGUACCAUGGACUUCGAGAAUACGGCCGCCUUCAGCCGGGAGUACCAGGCCAAUCAGGACUGCAUGUGUGACGGGGAGCAUAUGUUCAAUUGUCCCAGCCAGCAGCAAAACGAAGCCGGAACGCAAAUGGACUCGGAUCUGGAGAGCUUCAUCGCCCGGCAGUUUCACACCCAGGAACACAAGAGCUUGGUCGCGAAGAAGUUUCACGCGAAGAAGAGCUCCAACCCAUUUCUUCAAGGCGAGAAGCUUCCGAUAGCGGCCAAGAAAGGUCUUCACGUAAAGCACUAAACAGUAUCCAGCUCACACUGGAAAAGAGUUCCAGUUCUAUCAAGAAGAACUGAUCUCAUACAUCCCGUUGCCAUCAAAUUUUGAGAAGACAAGUCCCCCAUCUAAAAUCUUUGAAGGAAAAUGCCAACAUCUCCAAUGAAAGUGACCAACUAUAGGGCAGCCAGCCGCUCUUAGCAUUCUCAUAUGGAAAUUCUCUUCGGAUUUUAGUUGGGAACAUUAGUCGAACAUUUUUGGAGGCAUCGGAGACUACUGGAAGACUUGGAUUCACGUGACGGAAUUGGACACUCUCUUCAUCUGAUCGGGUACUGAUGGCAAAACAAAUCAAAAGCACACGAAAAAACUGAAAUCUGAAUCCGGACUACGGCACAAGUACAUCUUAGGUAUUUAUAUAUUCACAGAUGUGUUGUACAUUACGAUCAAAAUUAAUCACGGCUAGAAGAUGAAAAAAUAUUGAACUCUAACAUCUGUUUCGAAAAAUUUUCAGGAAUAUCUACUGUAUGAUUUAUUGGAUUAGUUGAACCUUUGAAGUUUUUAGGGAAAUGAUAGAUUUUUUCCCCGAUUUAGUUUCAUUCUUACUUGCCCCCCAAAUAUUAUAAUGUAAAGUAAAAUUUCAAACUAUAUCAAUACUUUAACAAAACAGUAAAUUAUCAAACGCUACUGGUGCACGCUGAGAGAGAUCUCAGAUGAGACGAUGGAUUGAAAAACAUUUUAUCCAACAGGUUUGUGGAAAAAAAAACAUAACCGUACUCUUGUUCUUACAAUAUCGUAUUUGCCGGAUAGUAUAUUAAAUGUACCACAGUUUUACCACUUCAAGUGAUAUGUUUAUCCAAUAAAUGAUAAAAAGCCGCCAAUCAAGAAAAAACGCAAACAUGAGUUGAAAUAUAGCGUCGGAUGAUAGAGAUAAAUGUGAAUGGAAUCAAUUAAGAAAGUAGUUAAAAACACUUGAAUUCUUUUCAUUACUGAUUUUGAAACUUAAAAGAGAGGAUAUUACAUGCAUAAAAUAAAAAAAAAACUUAGAUAAAGAAGCCCCAAAUUCUGUUAUGCUUUCGAUUAGUUGUACCAACUAAGUUGCGCUCAUGCUGAAUGAGACGAAAACUUUUCGUUGAACUCAGCAUGUAAAGCCCAGAUCAACUCAACACGAACUUGCAAAAGCUUUCAACAGAUUGAAGAACCUGUAUUUUCGAGAACCAACUUAAGCGCUGACAAAUUGGAAGCGUUACGCUAAGCUUUUCUUCAGCGCAAAGCACACGUUUUCAGUAACGCAUGAAUGUCACGCAAGUUUUUUCUUUGCUUUGGCAUAUGGGUUAUUAUGAAAAAAGAAUCGGAAGCUGCUACGAAAGAAGAGAAAAUAAUUUUAUUCGGGUAAUAAACAUCAAUCAAGGAAAUCUGGUAGCUAUGAGCAACACCCUUUACAAGCAAAAAUGUAGAAAUUUGUAAAAAGCUUCAUCUUUUCAACAUUUUCUGUAUAAAUAGAAACAAAAAAUAUGGACAUUAAUUUUUACACUAAAAUCUCAAUGUAAAUUGAUAUAAAACUGAAUUAAACCAACAAUAAAAUUGUAAUAAAGGUGAACUGUCUUCACACAGAAAGUGCAAGGAAAACUCUUUAUACAAAAACAAAACAUCAACAAAUCGACUGUCAAACUAAAAUGAAGAUAAUGUGCAAGAACAACAAAAACCAACAGAGAAACAAUACAAGAAAAGUGAAAAAAACGACCACAACCAAGUCAACUCAAACGGACUAGAAAUUUGACUAUAACUUCUUCGCGCGAGUGUGUAUGUUUGGGAAAACAAAAAAAAACUGACUGGUGGUGUGAAAAAAAUAAUCAUGCAACAAUGUGUGUUUAGGUGCCCAAAUAACAAUCAAUCAAACAAAAAAUCCAUUAUGGCAACCAACUCAACUGUCAAUUCAAUCUUAAAAGUGGAAUAAAAAAGACAAAUUUCACACCGCGAGUCAGUCGAGAACGUACUUAUCCAAAUAACAAACAAACUAACAACAAAAAUGAAAAGAACCUACACCAUCUAAAAUGAGCCAAAAACAAGGAAGUCAGGCUUGAGCAAAAAGUGUGUUUCAAAACCAAAUCAAACAAACGGCUGAUACUACUUACUCUUAAAUUGUAUCAAAUAAUCAGACAAUAUAAGACACGGAAACAAUGCCAAACGAAGAAAGAGGGCGCAGUUUGAGCAAAAUAUGUACAAUUGAAAUUUCCCAAAACAGAAAGAAGCAUUUACAUCGAUAAAUACUAACGAGAGAAAAAAAAAACUCUCAUCAAAUCAAUACUUGAUAUCUGUUAACGCUACAAAAUAGCUUGACUUAAACAAAUCCAAUACAUUGAAUGUGGAGCAAAGCAGUGCAUUGACAACAACCAACUGGAGAGAAAUCUUUGAAUCCACUAAAGAGAGCAACAUCUAUGUCCUAUCGUAUUUUCCACGAGAAGUAUUAUUUCGAAUGAGUCAACAAAUGUUUGGUUCCUCGAAAAACACCCCCAUUUUAAAACUUAAAAAUUGAUUAUUUUUUAACGAAAAACCAAAAACACAUAGCGUAUUCUUGUAACUAAGAGAAACAAUCGCAGAAAAUGAAAAAAAAAAUUAAAAGUAUUACACUUGAAGUGCAGUCACACACCAACAAAACACACAACAACUUCAAAACAUACACGAACAAAAACAAACAACACAACUGCGUUGCGACAGGUGCAUAAAAAUAUAUUUCUAUUUAUCAGAACCUUGUCGGUGAAAUUCAAAACAGAUGAAGUAUAAUUAUGUAAACUUUUAAUCUAUCUCAAGCAAGUCAACACACAAUUAUAUACAUAUACAGUACACGUACCAUAUUAUAUCCUUACACAGAGAUAUAGAGAAAUAAAUAUAAAAUCACAUGAGUGUAGUAUUUCCGCA